This is a messenger RNA of Fusarium venenatum, 291 nucleotides long. The record is from RefSeq and is a predicted model, not a curated record. Lineage: Eukaryota; Fungi; Ascomycota; Sordariomycetes; Hypocreales; Nectriaceae.
AUGGGUAAGCGCUUCAUUGACGCUGGUGUCAAGCACGUCAUGACGAAGAGCGCGGGCAUCACAAAGGAUGUCAGGCGUUGGAGGAGAGAUGCGAUUCGGCAGAUUGAGAAGCUUCGACAAAAUAACGAUAUCUUCGAGUCUUUGAACUUAAUGGCGCUUGAUUGGCAAAUGAGAGAGAUUGCGAUUGAUGUUAAUUUGUCUAUAGGGCAUUCGCAGACUGUGCAGCGGUCGUCACUGAGGGAAGGUAACAUAUGGUGGCAACUCAAUAUCUUUUUCGUCCUUGGUGGGUGA